Molecule: messenger RNA, 346 nt
Organism: Medioppia subpectinata
Lineage: Eukaryota; Metazoa; Arthropoda; Arachnida; Sarcoptiformes; Oppiidae
Source: the annotation of a GenBank genome assembly
GUAUUUCGCAACAAUACACUCAUUCAAUUGCGCCAAUUAUUGGUUCAAACAUCACACGAAUCUAAUGUUGGGCAUCGGGUGGCUGUUGGGCACCCUCUUGGGUAGUGUCCAACUAUACCACUCCAAGACAGUGUCCUUCCGGUACCGGAAUGUCACUUAUGUUGACUGUCGUGAGGAGUGGGAUGAGGCCGAGGGAAAGGCCUACACAAUCAUCACAUUUCUAUUGACUUUCUUAGUGCCACUAUUUGUUCUGGCGUUUACUUAUGGUAAUAUUGGAUACAAGAUAUUCUUCUAUAAGGCGCCCAACAGUUCCCAAUCCCUUCACUCGCGAGCGAACAACAAAUCC